CUUCCAUCCAAUCAGCUGAGUUUCGAGUCUCGAUAUUUUCGGGUAUUUGGACCUGCGAAAUUCAAAUGGAAACCAAAACAAACCGCCGCCACCGCAACGCAGCAGGUAGUUCGCGUGCGGGUAUUGCUCGAGAGAUUGUUGUGCUUCUUACGGCGACGGUUAACUGUCAAUCUCCACAGGACGAUUCCUGGAAUUCGGCUUAAUCCUGCGAAGAAUGCGGAGAGCUCUUGAUGUGUUUACUGAACCAAAUAGGUUGAUCAUUUUAUAUCGAUGCGGAGCUUAUCAGACUACGAAGUCCUCUCCGUGCUAGGCUGCGGAUCCUCCGGGACUUGCUUCAAAGUCCGGAACAAGCAAUCAAGCGAGAUAUUUGCGUGGAAGGCGGUUGACUAUGUUGUGUGGGAAGAGUCAUUGCUUGCUGAAUUCGAGCUUCUUCUCGAGCUCGAACAUCCGAAUAUCGUGCGACACUUGGAUUAUGUUCUUAAUAAGGAAACGCAGACGGUGUACAUCGUCAUGGAAUACUGCGAAGGAGGCGAUUUGUCGCAACUCAUCGAACAGUGCAAGUGCCACAGUGUAUUCCUCUUGGAGGACUUCAUCUGGCGAGUGCUCUAUCAAAUUUGUCGGGCUUUGCAAAUGUGCCACAGUAAAUUCGCUUCGGGGUCGGUACUGCACCGAGACAUCAAGCCGGCAAAUGUGUUCCUAGAUGGGAAUGGAAAUGUGAAAGUCGGUGACUUCGGACUGGCCAAAAUAUUACGAUCAGAAAGACCAUUCGCGGAGAGUUUCGUUGGGACGCCGUAUUACAUGAGUCCCGAGAUAAUGAAAGGCAAAAAGUACUCGAGGAAGUCAGAUGUCUGGUCACUGGGCUGUUUGGUUUAUGAAAUGUGUGCCCUGAAGCCUCCUUUCGGUGGAAGGUGGAUGGAGCAGCUUUCCCAGAACAUUACCAGAGGGAAUUUCAGGCGCAUCCCGGAUUGCUACUCAGAUGAUUUGCAAAAUAUGAUCGCGUUCAUGUUGGACGUGAGUAAUGACUCCCGGCCCAGCGUAGACGUCGUUUUGCGCCAUCCAAUUCUGGCUGGUCAUGUUCCUAGCGGGGACAUCUCGUUCCCUCCGUUCGUAAACUUGUCUUCACAGGGGAUGAAAUUCAGUCCUGCACCGGACUUUUCCAGUACAGCACUCCCCAAUGAGCUGAACAGUCUCUCAACUCCGGCAUUGCGGUCAGCACUUUUCGGCUCAAUCCAUCGUAAACUUUUUUCAACAUCUGACCCCGAUUUGAGCAGUGUAACUGUAGGCAGCCACCUAGACCAGGACACAGUCCAUCAUAAGACCAUCGAGCCAAGCGCAGUCACUCAAAAUAUAUUCAACGAAGCGUUGGCGGACAGGCUGCACGCGAUUCGAGUGCGAGAGAGUUUAAUCAAGCAAAAGGAAGCGGAGCUGGACGCUAGGGAGAAGGAGCUAAACGAAAGGGCAAAACGCAUUGCUGCGAAAGAAAAAUCGCUCGAGGAGUUGUUGAAGCGUAAAUGCAGUGUCCGCCGAAGCAAGAAACCUUCUAAGAAGCCAUCUUACGACGACAUUGAUAGUAGCUUAGCUCCGAAUGACACGAUAACACCGCCUACAGUAGCGAAGCUCGAUCUGGCCACAAUGAAGCGUCCGAAAGCCAUGCAAAAGGUCACAUUCCAGUCCCCCAAGAAAUACGUGCAAUACAACAUUGAGAAUGUCCCGCCCGACCCGGGGAACACACAAACCUUCAGAACAAGCACUUCUAGUAAAACUAGCGAUGACUCGGAUAAAGUUCGGCGACUAAAGUCAGUAUUAUCCUUUUUCGGAGGCCACAGAGCGCCUAAAGUGCAGGGAAAGACCAUACAGACCAGCAGGAGCGAAGUGGAACCCGAAGCAAUUGCGAGCAAGUGGACCAACGAGAACAAGAAGGCAGCAUUUAAAAUCCUGGCAGAGAUGAAUGAAGCUGGCAGGCAGCAGAGCGUGAAUCGCGGGUCGACUCGACGUUCCCUCAUCGUCCGCAGGACUCCUGCGGGAGACUUUCAAUUGUAAAUCCUAAAAUGCACCGUGCAAUCAAAGUAAUAAGAUCAGAAUCGUGUUAAA
Molecule: messenger RNA, 2091 nt
Organism: Hermetia illucens (black soldier fly)
Lineage: Eukaryota; Metazoa; Arthropoda; Insecta; Diptera; Stratiomyidae
Gene: Nek2
Product: serine/threonine-protein kinase Nek2
Exons: 2
Coding region: 271-2040 (589 amino acids)
Biological process (GO): protein phosphorylation
Molecular function (GO): protein kinase activity; ATP binding
Source: RefSeq, a predicted model, not a curated record